UGCUGGCGGGCAGUGUUCACAUAUCAGCGAGCUAACGCUAGCGUCCCAGCAGGGCUAAUGCUAGCUACAGUUUAUAGUUAUGGGUGGCAAAACCAGGUUGUUGUUUGUAGCUAACGGGCUAAUUUUUUAAAACUUCCGGUCCUCAGCUCUGAAGCUGAGUCACGUCAAAGCUUAAAAGCGACCAACCGGCGUGUGGCUCUUUCCACUGCCUUAUACAUAGUGCAUGAAAGUGGCGUUGGAAGACAGUGACUUGCUUCUGAGCAUCAAAACAAGGAGCACAACUGCAGCGCGAUGUGUAGUUGAAGAACACUAUUAAAAACUUGACUAUAUUCCAGGACCUAGACUUCAGCUCCUUAUGGCUCUAUAUGAUGAGAACAUCCUGACGAAUCCCUUCUACUUGGCACUGAAGAAACAGAGACCAGACCUAUGCAACCGAGUAGCAGAGUUUCAUGGCAUUGUCCUCAUUCCAUGUUGUGGAGGUUUGGCUGUGAGCAACUACUCAGACUCUCAGUUUGACAGCUAUGUCCUGCAGCCUGUGGAGGAUGGAUACCAGACUGUGGAUGGAAAGGAGGUCAGGAUCCAGGAUAGGCAGGUCCUGCUGGGCUCUGGCUUCCCCACUCCAGCAUCAGUCCCCAUCUUGUUUGAGGAAACUUUUUACAAUGACCAGGAGCAGUGCUACAGUAUCCUGUGCAUCGCCUGGCCUGUCGAGGUGGAUCCGAGCCCGUCUGAGCUCAGCCCACUGCCUCCCUACUGCCUCAAGAGCCUGGAGGACGUGCGGACGUUCCUGGGCCACCAUGCCCAGAAACUGGACAAGUUCAUCCACAGCUUCUGUCAGAUCUUCAAAGAGCAGGAGAGGAAGGGACUCCGACACCACAUAGACUCGGUGAACGGUCUCUACACCAAAUGUCUUCAGUGUCUGCUGAGGGACUCUCGCCUGAAACUUCUGGCAAAGCAGGAACCUCAGAUGACUCUUCUCAAACAGGCAGUGGAGAUGUAUGUUCAUCAUGGUGUCCAUGAUUUAAUCUUUAACUUUGUGGGAACGCUUGAGGCAAGCCAGGACGCUACCUUCAACAAAACCACGCGGAGUCUGCAGGAGCUGCAGCAGAAAGACCUGGGAGUCAAACCUGAGUUCAGUAUAAACUUGUCUCGGGCCAAGAGAGAGCUGAGUCAGCUCAACCAGCAGACCUCACCCCUCCUCAAACUGCUCUGCCUGCGUAGAGUCACCCUGACCGCCACCCAGACCCCCAGGCGCACCGUGAGUAUAGAGGCCGUAUGUGCAGACGACUUGCUGUCUGUCAUCCUCUAUCUGCUGGUGAAGACGGAAAUCCCUAACUGGAUGGCCAACCUGAACUACAUCAGGAACUUCAGCUUCAGCCACUCCAAUAAAGAUGAACUCAGCUACUGUCUGAGUACCUUCGAAGCUGCAGUGGAGUACAUCAAUCUGGGGAAGCUGCAGGACACACACGCUGUAAGAGACACACAUCCACACGGCUCAAGUGAGCUAAACAACAUGGUGUUGUUCAAAGAGAGGGUGUUGUCUCAGAGUGCUGCUACACCCAUCCACCGUCUGUUUGAGCACAUAGCAAAAGGAAACGAGGCAGAGGUUAAACGUCUGCUGAGUGAACGAGAGAGUGAUGAGGAUUUCAAGAUGUGUCACCCCCUCUGCUCCUGUGACCUCUGUGAUCUCCAGUUGUCUGGGCGGUUGAAUGACCCGUCCAUCAUCACCCUGUUCUCCAGAGAUGAUCGAGGUUACACUCCGCUGCACGCUGCUGCAGUCUGUGGUCAGGCCCAGCUGAUUGACGUGCUUGUGCGUAAAGGAGCGCCGGUUAAUGCCACAGACUACCACGCCCUCACACCACUGCACCUGGCCUGCCAACGGGGAUACCAAGGAGUCACGCUGCUGCUGCUGCACUACAAGGCGAAUGCGGACUCUCAGGACAAUAACGGCAACACGGCGCUGCACCUUGCCUGCAUGUAUGGACAUGAGGACUGUGUGAAGGCCCUGGUAUACUACGACAUCCAGACUUGCCAUCUGGACCUGCAGAAUGAUAAAGGUGACACAGCGUUGCACAUGGCGGCUCGCUGGGGUUACGAAGGAAUCAUCCAGGUGUUGCUGGAGAAUGGAGCAAGCACCGACAUCCCCAACAGGAACAAAGAGUCCCCGCUGCAGUGUGCACUAAACUCUAAGAUCCUCGUGUUGUUGCAGUCGACUCAGAAUGACCGUCAGGGCGGCGGGCUUGACAUAAGUCCGAUCUUCUCUCCUUUCUCUGGUUCCUCGUCUCCCAGCCGCUCCCCUCUGGCCUCUGAUUGCAAUAUCCGCCGCUCUAGCACCUCCUCUCUGGGCUCCAAGGCUAAACUGGAGGGAGAACGAGUCCGACACCGAGAGGUGGAGAAACUGCUGCGUGCCGUGGCAGAUGCUGAUGUGGAGAUGGUGCGUUAUCUGUUGGAGUGGAUGGAUGAGGAAGAGGAAGAUCAAGGACAAAUUCAGUCUGAGGCUCUGCUCUGCCACCCACUAUGUCAGUGUCCGAACUGUGCUCCCACUCAGAAGCUGUCCGCUCUGCAGGCCGGAGCUCUUAAUGUUAACAGUCGUAACACUGACGGCUUCACACCGCUCCACGUUGCUGCCCUGCAUGGUCACUUGGCACUGGCUACCCUGCUGAUCCGUCACGGAGCCAACGUCAAUGCACGCACCAAUCAGAGCGCUACACCGCUUCACCUGGCCAGCCAGAACAGCCACGUCCAGAUGGUGAGGUUUCUGCUUGAGUGCAACGCCAAACUGAAUAAGAAAGAUCACUAUGGCAACACACCUCUGAUGCAUGCCUGUCUCCGUGGAAACCUAGAGACAGCCACCACACUGUUACAGAGCAAUGCGUUGAUGAAUAUAGCAAACCUUCAGGGGAACACGGCCCUCCAUGAGGCAGUGCGAGGCGGACACCAGGCGGUGGUGGAGCUGCUGCUCAAGGGUGGAGCCUCGCCCGAGAUCAGGAACAAGAGGCAGCAGACGCCACUGGACUGUGCCUACGAACUGGGAGGCAAGAACACUGAGAUCCUGAGAGCUUUGCAGAAAGCAUCCGGACUUUCCCCUGAAGCUGAACCAGUCAAACUUCUCUCCGUGCCCAAAGGAGCUCUGGCCCAUUCGUUUGUGCAGCAUCUGAAGACGCAGGAACACUCCAGCCACAGGAGACAGAAGCCGGCUCAGUCCAUCAACAGGAUUCAGCAGAUGAAGAAAGGUACCUCUGGUCCUGCCCCCAGGAGUUCACCAAUCCUGAAUCAGAGGAGGUUGAGAAGAGGGGAGACAGUGGAGAUCAGCAGCCCCUCGGUAGGCCUGGAUGGAGGCCCCUGGCUGAAGCAGCGGCCCCUGGGUCGCUGUCACACCUUGGACUCUGGAGAACAUACACCAGAGCAGCUGGCGUCAACACAAACUCCAAACACAUGUGAAUACUCUCCAAAAGAGAGUGAUCAGACAGAUGACACACACACUCCCAAAACCACUGAUGACACUCCGUCAGCAGGUGCUCAGGUGUCCAGAGAUGCAGACAAUACACAGCCUGAUAUUAAUGAAAUCGACUCCACUGAUUACUCUUCCUGUACAGGUAGCAAGACCUUACUGUCCCUGCCAUCUGAUGCAUCAAUGCACACUGAUUAUGUGUUUUUAGACCCUCAGGGUAAUACUAUAGCCAACUGGUCUGAUUCUCAGUCAGAGGGCUCUGACAGCAACAGCCAAAGUCUCUGCCUUGCAAAUGGAGCGUUAAAGGAGACCUGAUGACCACACUGUGAUCAGAGCUGGGUUCUUGCAUUCAGAAAGCAAGGAUGGAAGCUCUGGUCCUGCCCACCGGGCCGACCUCUGCUCUUACAUACAGAGGUGAUCAAAGAGACAUCAAGCAUCCACCAGAAACGGGUGCAGUCAAGUCAGUGAGGCUGUAGCUGAAGUGAAGACCUUGUCGGGAGACUUUAUGUAUGUCAGCGAAUCACUGAACAAAGAAUACUACUGAUACUAAUACUGAAUAAAGAAUACUUUGUGAAGGUUUAGCUGUCAAAGAAGGAACUGUUCAGUGUAUGACAAAACUGUUUGUAAGGAAGAAAGAACACAAUUUAGGAACAGAUGUAACACUGAGUCUCCGCACAAACUGAGCUGCCUUGUAUUAAAGCAGUGGCCCCUGCUAGAAAAAUACAGUGACCGCUGACUUAAACUACCUGCUGUCAGGACCGCAACACAUAACCUUCCAUGGUUUUUACUUUACAGAAACAGCGCAGACAAGGUUAAAUGGAAGGGGUUAGAGGGUCACUUCUCCCAUAUUGCAAACAUUUCCUUACAUACCUCUACUGGUGUCUGGUCAUGCACAGUGUUUUUUUGUUUUGUUUUGUUUUGUUUUUUGUUCAGGUUUUGAGGUAUCAGAUUUCUGCCACCACUGUGAAGCAGUGGAAGUGAGCACAGUUUAUUUUGUUGCGCUCACAGUUUUGAAAUGUUAAACUUUAAAAAAUUAAACACCAACUUGUCUGAUAUUUAAUAGCCCACAUUUGAUUGUCCAGUUUUUUGGUUCUGUAAGAGGAGCAGUCUUAAUUUUAAUUAGGUUCUUCUGAAUAGCUCCUCUUGAAGUUGAUUUUUGAUUUUUAUAAUUUAAGUGGUCGGGGGGGCCUAGUGUGAGCCCUGCACAGCUUUUGGUGAGUGACAGCAGCGCACAGACUGACUUGCUGUCAGUAAUGCUUGUUACAUGAUCUGCAGGGUAUUGUGGCUCAUGAGCUACAUUCAUGUGCUGUUUUGUUCACCUAUAUGCAAAUAUUGUGUGAUCAGUGUGGGGCUGCCCUCUGAACGUGGAAUAGUCGAAUCAUUAGGCGAGAGACCUGUCAGUCAACUGAGACUCUUCUAGUUGAGCCUCUGUUUUUAUUUUGUUAUGUAUUUUUUGUCAGCGAGUGUGCAGGAUGAACAUGAAGGAGCUGCUCUGGUGGCACGUGGUGGCCCAGCACCUCACUGGGACUGUGCUGGGUCAUCUUUUCAUUUGUCACAGGUCUGUAUGUAUUUUAUAGGACAACUUUAUUAAAUCAUGCUGUGCUAAUGUUGGUGUGCUCAUUUUUCUGUUCCUCAUUAUUCCCUGGUCGCCAGCCUAUAUAUUCAAUUCUUUCAGUCACUUGCUGGUUCACAUGUUCACUUCAUCUGUUAUCUGUACCUCGUUCGUUUUCCUGGAUCAACUCUUCGGAUUACAACUCUGCUACUCCUGACUUGUGCUCCGUGCCAGUUCACCACUCGUGGUUUGUUUUCCUUUUUCUUGCUUUCAGUGGGACACUUAAUUUUGGACAUUACCCCUGUCAACCGCUGGAUUGUAUCCAGAAUUUGUUGUCUUUUUUAUUUACCCACUCUGGGGCCCUUAGUUAGAUGUUGGAGUGUAGUUUUACUGCUCCUGUUUGUUCCUGUCAGUUUGAGUACCCGGUUGUUCCUAUAGUUUUCUCAUUCCUCUUUGCUUUUUAGUAAUUUAUUCUUAUUAAAACAGAGUCUAGUCAGGGUCUGCAUUUUUGGGUCCUUCCUGUGCCAGAGCCUCACAUAUGUCUUUGGUAGAAACUUGUUAAACACUGUUUGCAGGGAAAUAAGAUGUACUAAACCCUAACCUUAAGUAAUCAAUGAACUAAGCCAGACCAAUGCCUUGUUUCUACCAUUAACCACUUGAGAUGAAUAUUGUAUCAAAACAUACACACAUCUAGUGUCUUUGUGGGACUAAAUUUUACUCAACUAAUUGUAACCAGUGCCUAACUAGGGUUGCAGCAGUAUCCUGGUUUCAUAGUAUGCCAUGAUUUAACUAGAGGAAUCCAUUUCCUGUCGUAAAUGUGUGUGGAUGCUGAUAAGCUGAAAGAUCAUCCUGAAAAUGCCUGAAAUCAAUAG
Molecule: messenger RNA, 5872 nt
Organism: Monopterus albus (swamp eel)
Lineage: Eukaryota; Metazoa; Chordata; Actinopteri; Synbranchiformes; Synbranchidae
Gene: ankrd27
Product: ankyrin repeat domain 27 (VPS9 domain)
Exons: 28
Coding region: 356-3763 (1135 amino acids)
Biological process (GO): early endosome to late endosome transport; neuron projection morphogenesis
Cellular component (GO): plasma membrane; late endosome; tubular endosome
Molecular function (GO): guanyl-nucleotide exchange factor activity; SNARE binding
Source: RefSeq, a predicted model, not a curated record